Acipenser ruthenus (sterlet) is the source of this 2911-nucleotide messenger RNA. Its product is annotated as heat shock factor protein 3-like. The transcript has 14 exons. NCBI's taxonomy places the organism in Eukaryota, Metazoa, Chordata, Actinopteri, Acipenseriformes, Acipenseridae. The record is from RefSeq and is a predicted model, not a curated record. Gene Ontology annotation, biological process: regulation of DNA-templated transcription. Gene Ontology annotation, molecular function: sequence-specific DNA binding; DNA-binding transcription factor activity. The coding region runs from base 140 to 1684 and encodes 514 amino acids.
ACGUCACCCAACAAGAACGAACGAUCAUUUAUUUAUUUAUUUCUUUAUUUAUUUAUCUGCGUGUAAUGUUGUUGAAAUGUCAUCGUUGUCUUCGUUAACGUAGAAACACAUUUAUUAUUUCUGUACAAUCUGCAAAAUCAUGAAGCAAAAGAUCAAUGUCCCAGGAUUUGUCUCCAAACUCUGGACGUUGGUUGAAAGUCCAAGCACCAAUGAUGUUAUUUGUUGGAGCUCGAAAGGACAGAAUUUCAGGGUGGUGGAUGAACAGAAGUUCACAACAGAAAUCCUUCCAAGAUACUUCAAGCACAGCAACAUGUCAAGUUUUAUUCGACAGCUCAAUAUGUAUGGGUUUCGAAAGGUGGUGAGUGUGGACGGUGGUCUGAUUAAACAAGAAAAGGAUGGUGGCAUUGAGUUUCAUCAUCCUUGCUUUGAGCAAGGCAAAGAGGAUAUGUUGGAAAAUAUCAAACGCAAGGUGUCUUCGGUCAGAACAGAGGCAACAAAGAUCAGCCAGGAAGAAAUGCACAAAGUGCUGAUUGAUGUGCAUCAAGUGAAAGGUAAACAGGAUGACAUGGAUUCGAAACUGGAAACCAUGAAGAGGGAAAACAAAGCUUUGUGGAAGGAACUGGCUUCUCUCAGAAAUAAGCACAGUCAACAACAGAAGAUGAUAGGCAAGGUGAUUCAGUUCAUUGCAAGUCUUGUGAAUGAAAAUUGCAUUGUUGGAAUCAAAAGAAAAAGGCCGAUCAUGAUGUCAGAAGAAGCACCUCUCGCAAAACACAGCCACCCUUAUGUUCUCAGAGCCGAUGAACAGAGUGGUACUAGUUACUCAGACAGUAAUGGCGCUACCCUUUCAAGCAGGGUUGUCAUUACGGACAUCACAAAUAUUUCUGAGCCCGUCAAAAGUGGUGAGCUUAUUCAAGCUUCCUCAGAAAAAGACAAAGUUAAGAGGGGUGGGCUGUCAGGUACAGUAACGACUGAGGACUCCGGUUCUGGAACGGAGGGUCAGGCAGCACCAAGCAGUCCAAUCUCAGCCUCAGUCAGUCCUCCUCAAACCAAGCAAUUAAAUACAGAUGCCACAGCAGCCUCCACUGAGGCCAGUGCUGCUGAGUUUCCAGACAACUUCAUUGAAUCCAUCCUCGAUGAGGCUGGGGAUGAGGUUGCUCUUCAGAGUGAUUCAAUAGGGGACAGGGAUGAGGUCUUGGACUUCCUGGGUAGCGUUGAUAUCAGCUUGGGAAACUUGCAUACACAGCUGUCUGGAAAUCAAUUCAACAUCAGGCCUGAAUUGAUUGAUGAACUUUUUAAUCCUGGCAUUUCUGCUAAGGAUAUGAACAUCAUAUCGCCAAGUUCUCCAACUAUUGGAAUUAUGUCAGAACAUUUUGAAACCAGCGACAAUGCAGAGACAGACGAAAUUGACAGCAGUAAUGGGAAGCAUGUAGUUCAGUGCACACACAAUCCCCUACUAACCUUACUGGAAGAGCUUUGCUGUAGUUUAGAGCCCGAGGUGGCUGGCCCUGCAGAGCCCUCCUUUCUGUCUCUUGAGGAUGAGCCUUCUGUGCCAUUCAAAGACAGCACAACUGACCUGAGAGUGGAGUACAGCCCUAACAACCAAACGACUGACAUUCAUGAGCUUUACGAGGAAAAGAACAAAGGUGAAUCUUGUUCCCCUUCAAUCCGGCUGAAAAAAGGAUAAAGGCUUUGGUAAACAAACUGAAGAGAUCACAGGACCAGUCAACACACCCAAUCCAUCUUUUUCAGAAGAUGUUCUAUACAUCUUGAAUAAGGACACCUUGUGAACACUACCUUGAAGCAUCUCUGUACAACCUUAAAAAAUAGCUUUGAUGCUACGAUAGACAUUUGUAAACCUUACACCUUUUCUAAAUGCCUGCCUUGUGACAGAUGCUGCAUUAAGCGUGUGUCGGUCACUGUGACAACUGUCUUUGACACAACUACAUAGUGUUGAUUCCAUGAAGCUAAAAGAACAGCUUUAGCAGGUGCUAACCUACGCAAAUACAUACCCCCAGUGAAAAUACUUAAGAGAUACAGGGGAGGAGUAUUGCUGUACCUAACAGCUUCCGUGUACAUCCUUAAUCAUCCAUGCAUCCAUUUAACAGAAAACUUCCCAAACUUUAGGCAUUUUCCCACCAGUUGCAGAUAUUUUCACAUCAGUCCGCAGUAACCUUGUAAACGCAUUGGUGCUAAAUGACCAUCUUAUCCCCAUGCAUCUUUUGGUACAAGUCACUGCAUUUGCAAAACUAGAAUUCACAUUGAGGAAAUUGUUUUAUUUUUUAAAUGGUUAAACAAUUAUGGACACUCAAGGGAUGUUUAUUACAGUAUACAAUAUCAUUACAUAGCCAGCAAAUUAUUACAAGAAAUAUAUAAUAAUAAUAACAUUGUUUUUGUGUUUUUGUAAUUCUGAAGUCAUAGGGUAAUUUUGGUACAUUACACAAUAUUCCUUGCUAAGUACAAUGGAAUUGUGUAAGAAAUUAGUCAUAUGCAGUACAUUUAUUUUAAAGGCAAGUUAAGGUGACACAUUGUGAGUAGAAUCAAAGUAUUGUUGGGAGGCCCUGGGGCUCCUAAUACCUCUAUCAAAUACAUUUUUUGUUUUGUUUUGUUUUUUUUACUUCCUUGUAGAGAAAUGUUAUUGAUGUUAAAAUGUAUUAUGUUUUUAAUCUACAUUAAAAAAUGAUGUUUUCAUAAGCAGUCCAUGAGAGUAUAUUGAUAAAAUGCGCUCAGCACUAAUGCAUGUCAAGCUAAGACAGGGCAUUUCACAUUGUAGGGUCAUUUUCUAGUGUUUUUAUGUAUUUUUUUAUUACAAGCCUACAAUGUAACUCCAUGCAAUGGGGCGUACUCGUGUCACGAUUUUAAAAUGGAGGACGUCAGACAUGAAUUAAAUCUAAAUAAAUAUUUGUCCCCUUUA